CUCCUUCCCUCCAGCCGAGCUCAGCGCCCGCCGCGUCCCGCGCUCCUCCCCCGGCGUCCACACCCCGCCCGGUUUGCAGAGCGCCGCCCGGGGCUGUAGCGGCGGGUCCCUAGCCGCGGCGCCCUCCGACACCCCAGGGGCAGCGGGGGCCGUGAGGCUCGGCUCCGAGGGCGCCGGGGGCCCAGGCACCCUGGCGUGAGGGGCUCUGGAGCCUGGGCCCAGGCUGGGGAGGCGACGCCCGGGAGGACGAAGCGGCGGCAGGGAGAGUUAUUUCCCAAGGGCGUCUGUGACAGAUGCUGACAACACAGCGUCCUCUCAAGUGCAGUUGUGGUGACCUUGAUUGGUUGACUUGCCUCAAGCACAGGGCCUUUCACACGACCUUUGUUCUGAUUCCUUGUUCACCAGGAUCUUUCGAAGAUGGUUUGGCUGCCUUGGAGAUUUGGAGAUCUGAUGCCACAAUGAGGACUCAUACACGGGGGGCUCCCAGUGUGUUUUUCAUAUAUUUGUUUUACUUUGUGUCAGCCUACAUCACUGACGAGAACCCAGAUGUCAUGAUUCCUUUCACCAAUGCCAACUACGACAGCCACCCAAUGCUGUACUUCUCCCGGGCCGAGGUGGCCGAGCUGCAGCUCAGAGCCACCAGCUCACAUGAGCAUAUUGCAGCCCGCCUCACCGAGGCUGUGCACACCAUGUUGUCCAGUCCCCUGGAGUACCUCCCGCCCUGGGACCCCAGGGACUACAGUGCCCGCUGGAACGAAAUUUACGGCAACAACUUGGGCGCCUUGGCAAUGUUCUGUGUGUUGUAUCCUGAGAACAUUGAAGCCCGAGACAUGGCCAAGGACUACAUGGAAAGGAUGGCGGCUCAGCCUAGUUGGCUGGUGAGGGAUGCUCCUUGGGAUGAAGUCCCACUCGCUCACUCCCUGGUUGGUUUUGCCACUGCCUAUGACUUCUUGUACAACUACCUAAGCAAGACGCAACAGGAGAAGUUUCUUGAAGUGAUUGCCAAUGUGUCAGGGUAUAUGUAUGAAACAUCAUACAGGAGAGGAUGGGGAUUUCAGUACCUGCACAAUCACCAGCCCACCAACUGUCUGGCCUUGCUCACGGGAAGCCUAGUUCUGAUGAAUCAAGGGUAUCUUCAAGAAGCCUACUUAUGGACUAAACAAGUCCUGACCAUCAUGGAGAAGUCUCUGGUCUUGCUGCGGGAGGUGACAGAUGGCUCCCUCUAUGAAGGAGUUGCAUAUGGCAGCUACACCACUAGAUCACUCUUCCAGUAUAUGUUUCUGGUUCAGAGGCACUUUGAUAUCAACCACUUUGGCCAUCCAUGGCUUAAACAACACUUUGCAUUUAUGUAUAGAACCAUCCUGCCAGGGUUUCAAAGAACUGUGGCUAUUGCAGACUCAAAUUACAACUGGUUUUAUGGUCCAGAAAGCCAGUUAGUGUUCCUGGAUAAAUUUGUCAUGCGUAACGGCAGUGGUAAUUGGCUGGCUGACCAAAUCAGAAGGAAUCGUGUGAUGGAAGGUCCAGGGACACCAUCCAAAGGGCAGCGCUGGUGUACUCUUCACACAGAAUUUCUCUGGUAUGAUGCCAGCUUGAGAUCUGUUCCUCCUCCAGAUUUUGGCACACCUACAUUGCAUUAUUUUGAAGACUGGGGUGUUGUGACUUAUGGAAGUGCACUGCCUGUAGAAAUCAAUAGAUCUUUUCUCUCCUUCAAGUCAGGAAAACUUGGGGGACGUGCAAUAUAUGACAUUGUCCACAGAAACAAAUACAAAGACUGGAUCAAAGGAUGGAGAAAUUUUAAUGCAGGGCAUGAACACCCUGAUCAAAACUCAUUUACUUUUGCUCCCAAUGGUGUGCCUUUCAUUACUGAGGCUCUCUAUGGGCCAAAGUAUACCUUCUUCAACAAUGUUUUGAUGUUUUCCCCAGCUGUUUCAAAGAGCUGCUUUUCUCCCUGGGAGGGUCAGGUCACAGAAGACUGCUCAUCAAAAUGGUCUAAAUACAAGCACGACCUGGCAGCUAGCUGUCAGGGGAGAGUGGUUGCAGCAGUGGAGAAAAAUGGAGUGGUUUUCAUCCGAGGAGAGGGUGUGGGAGCUUAUAACCCACAGCUCCAUCUGAAGAACUUUCAGAGGAAUCUGAUCCUCCUGCAUCCACAGCUUCUCCUCCUUGUGGACCAAAUACACCUGGGGGAGGAGAGCCCCUUGGAGACAGCAGCAAGCUUCUUCCACAAUGUGGAUGUUCCUUUUGAGGAGACAGUGGUAGACGGGGUCCAUGGGGCUUUCAUCAGGCAGCAAGAUGGUCUCUACAAAAUGUACUGGAUGGAUGAUACUGGUUACAGUGAAAAAGCAACCUUUGCUUCAGUGACAUACCCUCGGGGUUAUCCCUACAACGGGACAAACUAUGUGAAUGUCACCAUGCACCUCCGAAGCCCCAUCACUAGGACAGCUUACCUCUUCAUAGGGCCAUCUGUAGAUGUUCAGAGCUUCAGCAUCCAUGGUGACUCCCAGCAACUGGAUGUGUUCAUUGCCACCAGCGAGCACGCCUAUGCCACUUACCUUUGGACGGCAGAGGCCAUGGGACAGUCUGCCUUUGCACAGGUCAUUGCAGAUCAUCAGAAAAUUCUGUUCGACCAGAGUUCAGCCAUCAAGAGCACUACUGUCCCUGAGGUGGAGGACUACAGUGCUAUUGUGGGACAGAACCUGCAGCAUUUUAAACCAGUGUUCCAGCUGCUGGAGAAGCAGAUCCUGUCCCGAGUCCGGAACACAGCUAGUUUCAGGAAGACUGCUGAGCGCCUGCUGAGGUUUUCAGAUAAGAGACAGACUGAGGAGGCCAUCGACCGGAUUUUUGCCAUAUCACAGCAACAGCAGCACAGCAAGUCGAAGAGAAGCCGACGGCCAGGGAAGCACUACAAGUUUGUGGACGCUGUCCCUGAUAUUUUUGCACAGAUUGAAGUCAAUGAAAAAAAGAUUAGACGGAAAGCCCAGAUUUUGGCACAGAAAGAACUGCCCAUCGAUGAAGAUGAGGAAAUGAAAGAUCUUUUAGAUUUUGCAGAUGUAACAUAUGAGAAACACAAAAAUGGUGGCUUGAUGAAAGGCCAGUUUGGACAGGUGCGGAUGGUGACAACUACUCACAGAGCCCCGUCACUAUCUGCUUCGUACACGAGGCUCUUCCUGAUUCUGAACAUUGCUAUUUUCUUUGUCAUGUUGGCAAUGCAACUGACUUAUUUCCAGAGGGCCCAGAGCCUACAUGGCCAAAGAUGUCUUUAUGCAGUCCUUCUAAUAGAUGGCUGUAUUUUAUUGUGGUUGUACUCUUCUUGUUCCCAGUCACAGUGUUAGCACUGGUGCCAUAAAUUACUUGAUCAUUUUGUAGUCCCAAGAGUCUGUGCAACAAAAAAAAAA
This is a messenger RNA of Manis javanica (Malayan pangolin), 3392 nucleotides long. RefSeq names its product dermatan sulfate epimerase (gene DSE). Lineage: Eukaryota; Metazoa; Chordata; Mammalia; Pholidota; Manidae. The record is from RefSeq and is a predicted model, not a curated record. Gene Ontology annotation, molecular function: chondroitin-glucuronate 5-epimerase activity.